AUGUUGGAUCCAAGUGAUCCAGAUGCCUACACAGUCGGGUGGGUUUGUGCUCUGUCGACAGAGUUCACCGCAGCCCAGGAACAAUUCGACGAGGAAUAUGAGCCACAUGAAUCACCUGAACACAGGGAUGCAAAUGACUUUAAUGUGUACAGUUUCGGCAAGAUCAAAGGCCACAUGGUGGUUGUCGCUGUACUGCCAAACGGUCAAUACGGGACUGCAUCUGCAGCCACUGUGGCCAAGGAUAUGAUACGCAGCUUUCGCAACAUCCGAUUUGGUCUUAUGGUCGGGAUUGGCGGAGGUGCUCCUACUAAGCAGCAUGAUAUUCGCUUGGGGGAUAUUGUGGUCAGCUCACCUUCGCCGGGCCAAAGUGGUGUCUUCCAAUACGACUUCGGAAAAGCUACAAAAGACGUAUUUCAGCACACCGCAUCGCACAAUAAACCACCCCCGUUGCUGCUUGCUGCAGUAGCGGGGCUCAAGACCCAAUACGAGCGAAAGGGCCUUCAGAUCCAUGAUAAGGUCAGCACCAUCGUCGCAAACAACAAGAGAUUAAGUGCCAAGUAUGGACGUCCAGAGGAUCCAGAUUCUCUUUUUUCCCCUUCGAUUGAUCAUAAGAGUGAUCCAUGUCCUAAGUUUUGUGUAACGGCCCCGACUGAUCUAGUAGAUCGCAAACCACGACAAGAACCAAUGGAGGUUGUUGAAGUCCACUAUGGCACCAUUGCUUCGGGUAAUACUCUCAUGAAGGAUGCUUUUAAGCGAGAUGAACUUGCUUCCAAGGCAAAUAUCUUGUGUUUCGAAAUGGAAGCCGCUGGACUGAUGGAUGGGUUUCGAUGUCUUGUUAUUCGAGGAAUUUGCGACUAUUCUGAUUCUCACAAGAAUGAUACAUGGCAGGGUUAUGCAGCUAUGACAGCGGCUGUAUAUGCUAAACAAAUCCUCGGCAGAAUCGGCCCAGAGGCCGUUGCAAGGGAGGAAACUAUUAUCUCGAAAAUUGAUGAAGUCAUUUCCGGCGUGGAGAAUCUGAAACGAUCUAUUUCAGAACAGGAAGUGCUGUACUGGCUCUCAUAUGAAGACUUCGGUACUUAUCAGUUCGAUGAACGCAGUAAGAAAUCUCCAGGGACGUGCCAGUGGUUUCUGGACUCGCCGGAAUAUCAGUCUUGGACCCAAGAGAAAGGCCAAGUCCUUUUCUGCCCAGGCAUUGCCGGGGCUGGAAAGACCGUGCUUGCAUCUGCCAUCAUCGAAAGCCUGCAUUCUCGCUUUCAAUCCGACUCAAGCACUGCCAUCGUCCAUAUCUACUGCCGAUAUAAUCGUGUCGAUCGGCAAACAUUCAACAAAUUGCGGACGAGUCUGCUGAGGCAGCUUUGUGAACGAUUAUCUCCACUCCCUGAGGGUAUAAUGCAGCUUUACAACCAAUACAAGCCUCGACGGGUGGAAGCCCCUCCAGAGAGGGUUCUUUCAGAGUUGGAAUCCGUGUCAGGCCUGUUUUCAAAAGUAUUUAUGGUUGUUGAUGCGUUAGAUGAGUGGCGAGCGACAGAACACGCGGACCUCUACUCACUACCAGGCGAGCUUCUCCAUCUUCAAAGGAAAUUGGCCAUGAAUCUACUCGCCACCUCCCGACCAGUCCCCCUCAUUGCAAAUCAGUUCAAUGGUUACCCUUCUAUUUCCAUUACUGCUCAACAACAAGAUAUUUACGCUUACGUUGACAACUUUCGGUGGCCAGAGUCGAGCUGCAUUGGUAAAAUAGCAGGAUUGCGAGGCUUGGUAAAAAAGGUCCUGUCACAAAUUGUUAAGGGAAUGUUUCUUUUAGCAAGGCUGUAUCUCCAUUCACUGGAAAACGAGACCUCUGAAAGAGAUGUUAAAGAUGCUCUGAAGCGGUUCGAGGACCGAGCGAAGAACAAUGAUAAUGAUCCAAAGUUCAAUAUUGUAGACCAAGCAUAUAAUGAUACGCUAAAAAGGCUCAGAGAGCAACAUCAAAGUUCUAGUGACCUAGCAUUUCGGGUCCUGGCCUGGAUAUGUUGCACCGGCUGGAAGCUACGGGCCAGUACAAUCCAAUAUGGCCUUGCCUUGCGAGAAGGAGACACAACCUUUCAUGAAGAUGGCAUAGUCGACAAAUCAUUACUGCUCUCUGUAUGCUGUGGCUUGGUUGAGAUUCCAAAAGGAAGCAGGGAAAUCCGGCUCGUCCACUAUACCACCGAAAACUUUUUCCGGCAUAAUCGGCAUUUGCUUGACGAAUAUUUCCUCGUCCGACAUUCGAUUAACUUUCACCUACCUUCGAAUGCCGAUGCCUAUCUUGCAAGGCAGUGCGCCACUUGUUUGUCUAUUGGCUUACCGAGACAUCGUCGAGGAGGAAUUAGCAACAAACCACGACCUCGAAGCUCUUAUGCUAUGUUCGAACCUGGCAUGCGAGAUGUUUCUUCCGAAGAGAGCGAGUACUAUCUUUUGAUGUACGAGCACAGCAGCAAUCCAUUAUAUGCAUAUAGCGCAUUCAACUGGGGCGGCCACGUGCGACGCCUUUCACCCUCGGACCAAACCUAUGAGACAUCCAUCGAGUUGUUGCAAACACGAGGAAUGGUCGACCGGGCGGUCGAGGUAGUUCUCGAUCUUGGAUUCGGGAGCGAAAGCGGAGAAGUCCCACAGAAUAUUGGAACUUUGCACCUAGCCGUGCUCUUCGGACUAGGCGAUUUGGCAGAGUCACUGAUGAAGAAUCAUGACAUCAAUUCAAGAGACAGUUGCGGCCAGACUGUACUCGUUUGGACACUGCGCUGUUUAGCAUUCGGAUUUAAAUUAAAAUCGGAAGUCAAGACACUAGUCACACAAAACUUCCAAAUAUAUAAGGGCAUUGACAUUGCUUAUCGUCGUAUUGUCAAGGCUUUGUUAAGAUCAGGUGCUAACCCACAUAUGCUUGGAUACGAGGGGAACACUCCUCUACACUUAGCGACCAUCUUAGGAGACGUCGAUAUCAUUAAAGAGCUCCUCGACUAUGAAGCAGACAUUCGCACAUCGAAUAACUGUGGCCAUAUCCCUCUUGUAUUGGCAGUGCGACAUGGUAGGAAAUUGGCCUACAAGAAGCUCCUUGAAGUCGGUACAGUCGACAUCUGUGGAGAGAACCGUCGAACAGCUCUUAUCGAGGCUUCUUCUGUUAAAAACUUGGCCCUAAUGGAGACACUUAUUGAAUAUGGUGCUAUGGUCGACCUUCCGGAUGACACCGGCCAAACCGCCUUGAUGGAAGCCAGCAAACGGGGCCACGCUCAAAUUGUUAAGCUCCUCCUCGAGAAAAAGUCUGAUGUGGAUCGCCAAGAUCACGACCGUAACACCGCUCUCAUGAAAGCGUGCAUUGGUGAUCAUGCCGAGGUUAUUGAGCUGCUAGUCGCAGCCAACGCUCGACUAGACAUUGAGAACGAUAAAGGGGACACUGCUCUUUCCAAUGCAGCUAUGUGUUGCGGGGAGGACAGCAUCAAGCGACUCCUCCACCACAGUACAGAUCCCACCAUUCGAGAUCAGCAUUCCGGUACUGUUCUUAUUUGCGCAAGCGAUUGGAAGCGUCCAGAUAUUGUUUCACUUUUACUGGAAGACUCCGAACUAAAGCCGACUUCAAAUUUCAUCACUCUUGCGUUAUCAAAGGCGUGUUUAAAUUGGAACGACAGAAUUGUGAGACUUUUGAUUGACCAUGGAGCGAACCCCGACGUGCCCCUCGACAUUAAAAGCGAUGGCAGCGAUUUUUAUAGGCCCAUCCACAUGGCCGCAAUAAGAGGGGGAAAAACAGAGGUCCAAAUUCUAAUUGAAAGAGGUGCUUCUGUUAAUCUUCGUUCGUCCGGAGGACUAUUCCCUCUGGACUACGCAAUGAGGUAUCAAGGCGAAGACCCUUCUAUGGCCGACUUGCUUCGAAAACACGGUGCAAUUACUGAAGGGAAACGACUAGUUCAACUUAUGCAAGAUAGAAGUAAGAGGUUUAAUUAA
Messenger RNA from Fusarium oxysporum Fo47, 3951 nucleotides. RefSeq lists its product as uncharacterized. Gene Ontology annotation, molecular function: protein binding; catalytic activity. Gene Ontology annotation, biological process: nucleoside metabolic process. NCBI's taxonomy places the organism in Eukaryota, Fungi, Ascomycota, Sordariomycetes, Hypocreales, Nectriaceae. The record is from RefSeq and is a predicted model, not a curated record. Bases 1 to 3951 code for a protein of 1316 amino acids. The transcript is spliced from 3 exons.